AUGGUGGGAGAAUGCUGGCUUGCUUUAGGCAAGGUGUUCAUGUGGACUGUGACAUUCCUCCAGCCUGGACUGCAAGAGCUGCGAGGUUCGGUGGUUCUGAAACAGGAGGUGCUGUCCCUGCCGCCCGCCAUGGAGGACCACUGGCGGUGGAUAUUUGGAGCUCAUUCUCCAGUCAUAGGAUUUUCCCCUUCUUCGAGCGAGGAAUUUGUUCCUGUUUUUCCACCUGUCUACGCGUCUACGGUUCCGCCCCACGCCGGGAAAAACUGGAUCGACAAAAGGCUCCCGAACUGCAAGAUCUACUUGAACAAUGCAUUUGCUCUGGAUUCAGCAAUACAGUGGAUACAUCCCGAGGAGUCGAGACUCUUCCAGGGAAAGGAGAAGCCUCUGUUAAUGAGCAAUCAAGUAGCCAUGGCUGUCGCCAGGCCAGCUGCUGCCUCCAGGCCUCUUCCCACAGUGGUGCUGGCACCUCAGCUGAUACCAGGUCAGGUGCGGCGUGGCCCGCAUCCCUUAGGAAGCUACUCAACCCUGGCGCUGGCCACCGCCGCCAUGGUCUCGGUGGAGCCUGAAGCCCCCCAGGGACCUCCCGCACCCAGCGUCCAGCCCUGCCGCCUGCUGACCUUCUCCCCCAUCAAAAUUCCGGUGCUGGCUUCGCCGUUGCCAGGUUCUGCCUCCAGGAUGGAUGCCCAUGCGGGUCCACUGAUGCCAACGCAGGUCGCCCGGGUCACUGCUGUGUCCGCACCGACGGUGACGUUCGUGGCUGCCACUCUGAUGGACCAGACGUUUCCAGAUAAUGGCAAAGAAUCGAGUAGAGCCUCCUGCCCGCCAGCCUUCAUUUUACAUACGGAGAGGAAGAGUACGGCCGUGGAGAGCGACGGCGAGAAGGAUCACUCUUUUAAACUCAUAAAUGAGGAUGACAGCACAUCGAACGGCAACAAGCCCGUGGCAUCCACUCCCGUGCCGGGAUCACCAUGGUGUGUAGUCUGGACGGGAGAUGACCGGGUCUUCUUCUUCAACCCUACAAUGCAGCUGUCGGUCUGGGAGAAGCCGGUGGACCUGAAGCACCGCGGCGACAUAAACCGGAUCAUCGAGGAUCCUCCGCACAAGCGCAAGCUGGAAGCUGCAGCAACAGAUAGAUGUGUUAGUUCUUGUCCAGGGGAUGAAAAUGAUGAUCUUAGCAUCAAAACUAAGAGAAAUAAAACAGAAGAUUGCCAAGCUGCUGACCAGGGGAAGGCUGACGUGGAGAACAAGAGCGAGGGAACCUCGGCACCUCAGAUCACGCCUUCCCUGGAGGAGCGCAUCACGCAUUUCCGAGACAUGCUUCUGGAGCGAGGGGUUUCAGCAUUUUCUACAUGGGAAAAAGAGUUACACAAAAUAGUCUUUGAUCCACGUUACCUUCUGCUCAAUUCAGAAGAGCGUAAACAGAUAUUUGAACAGUUUGUCAAGACCAGGAUCAGAGAAGAGUACAAAGAAAAGAAAAAUAAGUUGCUGUUAGCCAAAGAAGAAUUUAAAAAGCUCCUUGAAGAAUCCAAGUUAUCGCCAAGAACAACCUUUAAGGAAUUCGCAGAGAAGUACGGAAGAGACCAGCGCUUUCGCCUUGUUCAGAAGAAGAAGGACCAAGAGCAUUUCUUCAACCAGUUCAUACUUAUUCUUAAAAAGAGGGACAAAGAAAACAGGCUAAGGCUACGGAAAAUGAGAUAA
This is a messenger RNA of Opisthocomus hoazin, 1698 nucleotides long. NCBI's taxonomy places the organism in Eukaryota, Metazoa, Chordata, Aves, Opisthocomiformes, Opisthocomidae. The record is from RefSeq and is a predicted model, not a curated record.